Molecule: messenger RNA, 849 nt
Organism: Diaporthe amygdali
Lineage: Eukaryota; Fungi; Ascomycota; Sordariomycetes; Diaporthales; Diaporthaceae
Exons: 1
Coding region: 1-849 (282 amino acids)
Biological process (GO): anaphase-promoting complex-dependent catabolic process
Cellular component (GO): anaphase-promoting complex
Source: RefSeq, a predicted model, not a curated record
AUGCUUCGUCGUCCGCCCACCGUCCUGACCCUCACCUCCGAGGACGUCAAGGCCUACGAGGACCGCCGCGAGGCCGAAGCCUUCCAACAUGCCACCGCCGCCGCCCAGGCUAGGAGGCACCAGCAGCUCGCCCGAAACAUGAGCGGCAUGGACAUCACGGGCAUCACAACCUCCAGCGACGAGGAGGACUACUCCGAGCAAGAGGCUUCCUACUACCCCAACCGCACAUACAGCCAGAACGCCAGGGUAUCGCGCGAGGAAAACAUCGACGGCCCGCGCGACGAGGAGAUCUACCGUAACGAGGAGAACUCCGACGACUACGAGGACGCUUCUGACGGCGACCACGUCGGGGAGGAGGGCUUCGUCGAGGACGAGGACAUGGCCAUGGCAGAGGCAGGGCUGCACGAGGAGCAGAUGGACCUCGAUGCCGAUAACAACAUCAACACCAGCGACGACGUCUCCGGCGGUGCCGUGCCCAAUCUACAGCAUCCUCGGCGGCAGCAACAGCCAAUAUUCCCCUCCCCGCCACCAGCGCCGUCCAGGAUGACGAGAUCCACGAGAUCGGUCAGCACGGAGCCUGCCUCGUCCCAGCAGCAGCAGCAGCAGCAGCAACAACAAGCAGCGGCAGCAGCAGCAGCCGCCUCACAGCAGCAGCCCGCCGGCAGGUUCGCCCGUGGCGCCACCGCCGCCCAGACACACCGCCGCGCGCCGUCGGGGAGGGCCGCUGCCGAGGCGGUCACGCCAACGCCGGUGGCGCAGGCCCAGCGCGACGCGGCGGACAGGGCUCGUGCGAGGGUCACGAGGAGCCGCGACGAGAGGAUCGGGGUGGCCAGGGGCGGCAGGCGCUGA